CUCCAAAAGGGUUAAUGUGUUUCAGUGGGAGAGGAGGAAGUCUUUCCCGUAACCUGAAGAAACUGAAACUAAAGCAGAGUUCACAGAAGCACCUGGCAGAAACGGACGAGCGAGCGCGUGUUUGGUUUUGCAGAUCUGACUACCAGACAAUCUCCAGAAAUGGCAACCUCAGUUUCCACUGCUGCUCAUGGGGUUCGAGUGGUGACCCACAUCAUCCCGCUGGAGACCCCUGAGCCACCAUGUCCCACUCAGAGCAAAGACAGCAAACAGAGCGAGAAUAAACCGAGCAAGCCCUCCAUGACCAGUACAUUCCUGAGGGGAGUACCUGUAGCUCUGGGAACUGUGCAGAUCUUUGUUGGGCUGGUGAUGGCGGCUCUGGGAACAAUUACUUGGGUCUCAGGUGUGCUUCGAGGGGAGGUUCCUUUGGGCCUUGGAAUAUCGUUCUUCAUCUGUGGAUCUGUUUCUUUAGCUGCAAACAAGGGUACCUCUCCUGGACUUAUUAAAAGCGCAUUGGCCCUGAACAUCAUUGGUGCAAUGUUGGCUUCAGCAGGUGUUUGCUACUUCGCUUAUGUUCUUGCCAUCCCACCCAACCUGGAUGGAUGUGGGCAGAGUCAAUACUAUAACUGCACGAAUAUCGCAUGGACAUUAACUAGUCUGAUUCUUGGAGUGAAGAUUACUCUGCUGGUUCUGUGUGUGCUCGAGUUGUGUGUGUGCACUUCUCUUGCUGUCUUUUCAGCCAUGGCCAUCCAUCAGGCUUCAGUGACCAAAACGGUGGAUGGCGUGCAGACGGCUGUGGCAGUGUGCUACAGUGGGCAUGAGCCUCUGCUGAACGGAGGAGGAGAGGAUGUGAACACUUUUGGUCAGCCUCCAGCCUACCAACCAUAAAUGAUUACAUAAGGAGGAAACACUCACUUCACUUUUUCUCUUUUCCUUUUUUCUGAAGAUCACAUAUAAAAACACAUAAAAGUACAUUAAAAAGUACAUAAAAGCACUAACACUAUGUUAUCUCUGUUCACUGAUUAUAUAAUAUACAUGAUUAAACCGUCAACAAAAUAUUUAAAGGACUAAGCUAUCAUCACGGCCUUGUAUAAUCGUUAUAUAUCCAAAAUGCCAGUUUUACAAAGGGAAAAUAUCUUAAUUUUCAAUAUAACUGAAUGAAAAAAUAUUUUAUUUUAAUCAUUUUGGCAUUCAUGUGAUUCAUAAAAACUAACAAAAAAAAUCUACAAUUUUCUUUGCAUAAUAGUGACAAUACAUAGCAGUAAUUCCCAAAGUCAGUCUUUGUAACCUGAUGCAUGACUUGCUUGACAGCUAGUUAAUGUGUUAAAUCAGGUGUGCUAAAUAAGUGAAAAUACCAAAAAUGGACUGUAAUUGGAACCCCUGAUAUACAGUCUUUAGACGUUUUGCUUUGCUACUUAUAUCUCAUAUAACAGUAGCAGGUUGUAAUCUGGUUUUCUGUGGUGUGGGGAAUUUUAUUAUGCUCUUCAUAGAUGUUUGUGUUAAAAAAAUAAACUCUACACUUUUUUCAUGA
Molecule: messenger RNA, 1528 nt
Organism: Astyanax mexicanus (Mexican tetra)
Lineage: Eukaryota; Metazoa; Chordata; Actinopteri; Characiformes; Acestrorhamphidae
Product: CD20-like domain-containing protein
Exons: 7
Coding region: 160-885 (241 amino acids)
Cellular component (GO): membrane
Source: RefSeq, a predicted model, not a curated record